GCCAACAAUGAAACUUGAGGCUGUGCCUGGCUCCUUGUGCUGUUAUGCUCUGCUUGCAAAGAGUGCAAUUUACCCCAAAACUUUUUGUCUACUGUAUUUAGGUAGAAUCACAAAAUAGUAAUAGUUGAGGCUGGAAGGGACCCCAUCAGAUGGUACAGUUCAAGCCCCACUGUGCUCAAAGCUGGAACAACUACAGGAGGUUGCUCAAGGCCUCACCCAGCUGGGUUUUGAGGAUCUCCAGGGCUGAAGACUCCACAAACCCUCCGGGAAACCUACAUCAGUGUUUGACUACCGUCACUGUCAAAUAGGCACGGCAGGAACGAGCUUCCGGCAGCGCCGGGCACCUCCCCUCCCGCACAGCCUCUUCCCCAUCCAGAAAUGUCUCCUCCGAAGCACUGCACCGUUGUGGCACACAAGGAGCACAGCGUCCAUGGGCUCCAUCACCCAAAUUUCUCUCUGCAGACGGCCCUGGGGGCUCCCACAGGCCGUGCAAAGGGAUCCCGAGGAGCUCUGGCACUCGGGCAAUACCAGGGUUGUGGGGGGCUGUGGCGGGGUGGGGGCACGGGUGACAGCACAGAGGACAUGUCACAAUGGGGGGACUGUAUUUAAGGCAGCCAUGGGCAGCGCUGCUUCACUUUGUCCUGAGCCAUUGGCGAGGUGAGUGAAGCAGCAGGGGGAAGGCUGGGCUGGGCCAGGGCCAGGGCACAAACACCAGCCCCCCGAGGGCUGCUAAGCCUGAAGCAAGGGCCCAGCCAUUCAGGGCAGGGCUCGUGGCUGUCACCGCUAGCUCUGGUCGCAGUCGCUGCUGCCUCCCAGCUCCCUCACCCCCUCUCCUACCUGACCCCAGGAGUCUGUAGCUCCUGCCCCGGCUCCCUCAGCCACCAGCCAGCUCCCACCCAGCUGACCCCCUUCUCUCUCAAUUCUUGCAGACCAUGGUUUCGGAAAUUUUCUUCGCGUUGACUUUCCUGAGCUUAAUUCAGGGCCCACAGAAAGUCGGCGAUGAUCUGGACGUGGCUACAACCGCGCGCAUGCAGCAGCGUGCAGAGGAGCUGCAGGCUCGGAUGAUGCAGCUGCUGAUGGAAAUCGAGCAGAAGGACCAGGAGCACGGCUGGGUGCGUGUGGGAACCCUGCUCCUGUCGCUGCUGCAGCACUGGCACUUCUGGGUCCUGACCGGAGCGAUCGUCCUGUUCUUUGUGCUCUGCUGCAUCCUCAUGAAAUUCUGCCGUAAGCGGCGCAGCAGAACCAAGAGAGGCGUCUCCGGAAGGAAGGACAACGACGACUCCGAGGAAGACCCCAGUGACAUUCUGGAUGCCCGGAGAUUCGUCAGCGAGUACCUGCAGCGGCCGGUGAGGAACCUGGGAGGAACGUGCAAGGUUGUGGAGGAACUGGUGAACAACCUGCUCGCUGCCUGCCAGGGCCUCCCCAGGAGCGAGUUCAUGCCACGGCUGCAGCCAGCCAUUGCGGUGGGCAGCGCCUCCGGUCCCACUGGGUGUGAUACCAUCUACCGCCUGCUCGUGCCCCUGAACCCACCGCCUGGGCACACCUUCCACCUGGAGCUGGGCACCGAAGGGGAGAGGCUGGUGAGGAAUUCAUGCCUCCGCGUUGAGCUGCAGUGCAUGUGCACACGGGAGCAGAUGCUGGGUGACGUGCUGUGCUUCCUGCACCAUCCUGAGCACGAGCUGAAGAACCAGGACCCAAACCUCCUGGACACCCUCUGCUGUGGCUCCUACUUGGAUGUGCGGAAGACAGCAAAGUGGUUCCAGGGGCUGGUGGCAGAAGCCUGGGGGGCCAUGCCUCAGUCAGCCCAGCUGCAGCUAACGAUGCUGCCCGCCACCCGCUUCUGCAAGUUCAUGCUGACCAACGCCUCCAAUGAAAGCCUCUCUGUCGAGCUCAUGCUUGGGGUGAAGGAGGACGACUCGGACACCUACCUGACCUUCAAGUAGUCAGAGGCCGGCGUUCGCAGCAGCACGAGGUGGCCCCAGAGCUGCGCUGUGCCAGAGAUGCUGCUCUUCAGGAAACACCUCAGCAUGCUCGGCACACCUUCCACCUCAGACAUCUGCAGCUCUGUGUCUGUACCCUGGUAGGCACUAACUUUGCCACCUGUGCCUCGAUGACCGCUGUCACCCACCUCCUGACCUGACCGCCAUCCUCGUGGCAAGCACGCACAGGAGGGAUUUCACCAGCGAUGCUUUCGGUGGCUGCGAAGCUGAAGGAGUGACACCCUGCUUGCCACAUGCCCCAGUGCUGAGCACGCUGCCCAUGGAAACGAUGCUGCUCAGCUGGGAAUUGCUCCUCCAUGGCGUCUCUGCAGCAAAACCACCCCUGGGGGAGGCAGACCCCGUGCAGCUGAAGACACCGCUGCAGGGAAGCUUAAAGCAGAGACUCCUCUUUCCACCUAGACAGUGACCAUCUGGGCUCCUGGGGAGUGUCCACUCACUCCAGCAGC
Messenger RNA from Anas platyrhynchos (mallard), 2446 nucleotides. The record is from RefSeq and is a predicted model, not a curated record. NCBI's taxonomy places the organism in Eukaryota, Metazoa, Chordata, Aves, Anseriformes, Anatidae.